Molecule: messenger RNA, 1429 nt
Organism: Oryza sativa Japonica Group (Japanese rice)
Lineage: Eukaryota; Viridiplantae; Streptophyta; Magnoliopsida; Poales; Poaceae
Source: RefSeq, a predicted model, not a curated record
AACACACGGGUGGCGGCGGCGCGAGCGUGGGCUGGGGCCAGCCGGUGCGCAUGCAGGGGCGAGGCGGCGCGGCACGCCCGGGGUCUCUCGUCAGCGCGUAGGGGCAAGGCGGCGACGGCGCGCGCGGGGGCGAGGCGGCAGCGGCGCUAGCGGGAGCUCGAGGCGGUGCGCGAGCAAAGGGUCGGCGAGCAGGGGCAAGGCGGCAGCGGCACACGCAGAGGCGAGGCGGCGGCGGCGCUAGCAGGAGUUCGAGCUGGCGACGCUCGAGCCGGCGCGCGAGCAGUGGCGCGGCGGCUCUCGAGGAAGGGCGACGCGGCGCACGAGUAGGGCCGUUCGUAGCCUCCAACUGCACAUCGGGGUUCCCAUUCACCACGAAGGUAGGACAUGGACAACACUAGUGGCAAAGGAGGAAGCACCCAUGCUUCAUGGACCUCAGCUAUGUCAUCUUUCAUGCUGAAACUCCUUGCUAAUCUUGUGGCCGGUGGCACAAGGACCUCAUCUGACUUCAAGGCAGUGCAUCUCAACACAUGUGCUAGGGCUAUGAAUGAAAGGUUCAACAGUACUCUCACGGGUGAGCAAAUUAAGAAUCAUUUGAAGACAUGGCAAAGAAAGUUUACAAAGAUAAAUAGGCUUAGGAAAGUGAGUGCUGCUGGUUGGGAUGAGAAAAUUUUCAUCAUUACUCUUGAUGAUGAGCACUACAAUGGCUAUAUUGAGGAUCACAAGGCUGAUGCUGAUUAUUUUAACAAACCUCUUGCGUACUAUGGUGAGAUGCUUACAAUAUUUCGUAGCACCAUGGCUACAGGAAAGUAUGCAAAAGACUCAAGUUCAGUCCUAGGAACAGAAGAUGUCCAAACUGAAAAUGAUGAAGAGGAAAAUGAUGGCCCUGCCACUACUGAUGAUCGUGCGGAGGCAUCAUCUGCAAGCAAGCCAAAGAAAGCUAGAACACAAGAAAUUGAAGAUGAUGGGCUGAUUGGUGCAUUCACCAGUGUUGGUGACAAGUUAGCUUCUGCUAACUAAAGGUCGCUGAGCCAGACAAUAAACUGCCAGAUGGUUUAUUUGAAACCUUGAAAAGCCUUCCUGGGUUUGAGGAGAUCCAUGUAUCUGUUUACUAUGCUCAUUUGGUUGCCAACCCUCACAUUGCUAGAGCUUUUGACGGACUUCCUUUCGAAAAGAAGAUGCAUUGGGUCCACUUGUUCAUUAAUGAGAAGUUUCCUAGAUCAAUGUAGAGUUGUUGGAUGAGUUGGGUAGUUCUUUUGGUAUUAUGUGUUGCCGGUGGGGCCAUGGUCAUGUAUGACUUGUACUGCCAAUAUGUUUAAGGCAGUGAACUCUCUAGUAGGUGUAAGACUUAAAUUUGCUAUUAUGUGUAAGACCUUAAUUUGCUAUUAUGUGCACGACUUGGAACUUCUUAUUAUGUUUGGCUUGGACUCUA